AUGGACAAAUACCUCUCACAGCCGUCGACUUAUACGUCAUGCAGCAUCAUCAAGAGAAUUGAAGCCAACUGGUCAUCGAUAGAUUGUGGUAAACUAUGCGCAUCAGAUUUUGGAUUAAGAACUGCGGAAAUAAAUUCAAAUAUUGACACGAACGUCAACCCAUGCGACGACUUUUACAAGUUUGCUUGUGGAUCGUGGAUAGAAAGAACUUCAAUUCCCGAUGACGAUUUUCAAAUGAAUACCGUCAAAAAUAUGGCUGACAUAAGCAAAACUCAACUUAUAGGCCUUUUGAACAAGUCGAGUGCAGAUGACCUACCGAGUAUUACGAAUGUUAAAGUAUUCUACAAAUCCUGUCUGAACCAAAGGCUAGUGUCGCUACGACCGCACACAGUUCGAGGAGGAACUAGUACCUUCCGACGGCGAGAUAUCUAG
This is a messenger RNA of Helobdella robusta, 432 nucleotides long. RefSeq lists its product as hypothetical. Gene Ontology annotation, biological process: protein processing. The record is from RefSeq and is a predicted model, not a curated record. Gene Ontology annotation, molecular function: metalloendopeptidase activity. The coding region runs from base 1 to 432 and encodes 143 amino acids. Gene Ontology annotation, cellular component: plasma membrane. The transcript is spliced from 4 exons. Lineage: Eukaryota; Metazoa; Annelida; Clitellata; Rhynchobdellida; Glossiphoniidae.